GCAUAUGCGAGUUUCUCACCGUCUGUUUCUGGUGCAGAUAAUUCUCCCCGCUGGCCGGACGGGGCACAAUAUGCCCGGGCCAUGCUGAAAGCCGUCCCCAGGGACGAGAAGGAGGCGAUCCCUGGGAUCAACUCCUUUAAUGCCGACCGGGUGCUGGUCGACCUGGCCGACGCUAUGCUGCGCGUAGAGGGGCUCAAACGAGCUUAUACCCGCAAGUCUGAAGAGGCGGAGAAGACCAAGGCCCUCCAACAGCAGAUUGAUCAACUGAAAAACCAAGUUGACCAACUGCAGGCGUCCCUGGAUGAUGCCAAUAAAAAGUUGGAGGAACAGAAAGAGCCCCUCCAACGGCUGAGCAAGGCGGAGACUGAAAAUGGCCGCCUUGCCAAAGAGAAUGAGCGCCUGCGCAAAGAGGCGGCUGCUGCCAAUGAGAACUUCAAGGCCACCUUGGAGGCGGAGCAGGACAGGCUCAUUGAGGAGAAUGAGCUUGGUUGUGCAAACCGGAUGCGACGGGCGUUUUCCCUCAUCCACCCGGAGACGGACUUCACCGUCUGGGAACUCGCCUUCAAAUAUUCUGAUCUUACCAUUCUGGCCGAGGAGGCGAAUGAGCCGGGACCCGGACCCUAUGACGCUUGGGUUGGGGAGGAGAUUGCGCGACGGCAGGCGGAGGCUGCUGAAGAGGAAGUUGUUCCUGAAGCCGACGCAGCCGCUCACCCUGAUCCAACCCAGAACCAACCGGAAGAGGACCGGUUCACUGUUCGCCUGGAGUAG
Molecule: messenger RNA, 768 nt
Organism: Chenopodium quinoa (quinoa)
Lineage: Eukaryota; Viridiplantae; Streptophyta; Magnoliopsida; Caryophyllales; Amaranthaceae
Product: tropomyosin-like
Exons: 3
Coding region: 82-768 (228 amino acids)
Source: RefSeq, a predicted model, not a curated record